Molecule: messenger RNA, 948 nt
Organism: Anastrepha obliqua
Lineage: Eukaryota; Metazoa; Arthropoda; Insecta; Diptera; Tephritidae
Product: brachyurin-like
Exons: 2
Coding region: 1-948 (315 amino acids)
Biological process (GO): proteolysis
Molecular function (GO): serine-type endopeptidase activity
Source: RefSeq, a predicted model, not a curated record
AUGGCACCUUUUGCGUUAGCGCUUUUUACACUGGUUUCCAGUUUCAUUGCCUCUUCAAUUGCAGGAAUUGCGUCGACGCAAGAACUUCAUAGGCAUUACUUUGGUGCUGGUGAUUUUGAUUUUGAUUUUUGGUACUGGGAUCUCACCUGGCUCGUGUGGGACAAGCAGUGCUCCAAAUAUAAUAUAAGCCUUCCAGUAGAUACUCGCAUUACAGGUGGCGAUUUGGCUGCGCCCAAUAUGUUCCCCUAUCAGGUGGGUCUUCUACUGCUGCGCGCACCAAAAAUUUAUCAAUGCGGUGGUACAUUGAUAUCGGUGAGUUAUGUGCUCACAGCGGCGCAUUGUUUAUAUAAGUCUACCCGUGGCAAAGUUUUUCUAGGUUCUACAGAUUUCGCCAAUCCGAUAACCUCUGCUGCUGUUUACAAUGUUAGUGAAGAUAAUUUUUUUGUUUACGAGAAAUACACAUUACGUGGUGGUCGUGAUGACAUCGGUCUAAUACGCCUACCGUCGCCGGCAACGCUUUCCGCUGCUGUACAGACCAUACCACUAGCGCGCCGCUUUAUGACGCAGUCAUUGUUGGAGGGUGAAAUCGUCACCACAUCUGGCUGGGGCCUUACAGCAGACGCUGAUGGGGGAAAAAUGGAAUUCAAUUUGUUGUUGUAUUAUGUAGAUGCACCAGUGAUGGCGCUGAGAGAGUGUGCUUGCUAUUAUCUGCCCGGGUUGGUACGUAGCCGUAACCACAUUUGCGCGAGUGGCGCUGGUGGACGUGGCAGCUGUGAUGGUGACUCUGGCGGACCACUAACUUAUUAUUAUCGCAAUAAAACCUAUUUGGUUGGAUUGACCGCCUUUGGCAGCGCUGGGGGCUGUGAAAUUGGUUUUCCCUCAGUGUAUACGCGUGUCACUUCAUAUUUAGAUUGGAUUGCUGGGCGUACAGGAAUAAAAGUUGAUUAA